AUGAAGGCGGCACUUCAACGACAACUGAACAAACAUUGAACAUGGGCGUCUGACUUUCUGAAGGAGUUGAGGACUGCUUACACAGAGGCCACCAAUGGCUUCCUCUGUCGCCCUCGCCUCGAGUAGACUUCGCCUUGGAAUGCUGAAAAUAAGGAGCUCUGUGGUUGUCGUCUCACGACCUUACUCCAGAAGCCACACAUACUCCAGCGCGUCAAGAUCACAGUAUGUGGCCGCAAGACCCCAUCCGUCAUCUCCGCAGCCACCAUGGCUCUCUCGCAUUCUCAAAGAUACCAGUUCACCUCCCAAAGUCUACUCAUGGUCGCCCAGGCCUCUUCCAGCCUCCCACAGCUCAGAUCCAAGGAGAAUACACAUUCUUGGCGUCGGGAACAUGGGACGCCUCUACGCGUCUCAUCUCAGGAAACACGCAGAGCUACCGCCAGUUACCUUGGUCCUCCAUCGACCAGAUCUCCUGAAAACGUGGACAAGCAAUCCCGGGAUCGAGAUCACCCGCCCUGACGGGCUCGUCGAGAGAACCACCGCUGGUCUGGACGUAGAGUACUGGACGACAUCGCCGCCUGAGCACGGGUACUCAAGGGAGAUCUCCCCGGUGAGAAAUCUCAUCAUCGCCACAAAAGCGUCAGUCGCCCUACCCGAAGCUGAUAAGCUCCGUGGCUAUCUCGACGCGCAGAGCACCGUCGCCUUUGCGCAGAAUGGCAUGUCCAAGCUGUGGCCACCCCACGGCGCCAUGUACACAUCCCACCGCUACGGCGAGGAGCACACGCCGAACUUUGCCCACUGCAUCACUACGCACGGCGUCAUCUCGCUGGGCGAUUUCAGGUCGAGACACGCCUCGCUGGCUGACGCGAAGGCAGGUCUCGUCCUCCCGGGGGCCAGGGCGGCCGAGGCAGAGUACCUGCUGGACACGAUCACCUCUGCCCCGGGUUUGCUCUCGAGGAGGGUCGACAGGCAAGACUUGUGGGUGUUGCAGUUGGAGAAGCUGGUGGUCAACUCCAUCAUCAAUCCUCUGACGGCCAUCCUUCGACAGAAGAAUGGCGUGCUCUUUGACGACGAGCAAGGCAUCCUGUCACGCGUCAUGGACAGGUUGCUCCACGAGACGUGUGCCGUCUAUCAAUCUCUGCUGCAGCACGACAGUACGACACCACUUCUGGCGUCGGAGGCUGGCGACGUGGAUGCUGCGAGGGAAAUACUCUCAGAGCGAUUCCGGUUCGAGAACUUGAAAUCCAUGCUCUGGAGCGUUGGCUAUCGCGUCGGCGAGAACUCGAGCUCCAUGCUGCAGGACGUCCAAGCCGGCAAGAGCACCGAGAUUCGUGAUUUCAAUGGCUGGAUUGUCGACAUGGCCAGCUUCCUUGGCGGCGGUCUUGACACGUUGGCAAAUCAGCGCCUGAUCGACUUGGUGGAGGAUGGCCAAGUACUGGACGCACUUGCGCUCGCUGACAGGGUCCUGUCAAGAUGACAGUUCCAACGAUAAAUGACUUGACAUGUACGGUGAUCCACAAAGUUCAUCUAUUCGAAAUGUGCCAGGCAGCCAA
Emericellopsis atlantica is the source of this 1550-nucleotide messenger RNA. Its product is annotated as ketopantoate reductase PanE/ApbA C terminal-domain-containing protein. The record is from RefSeq and is a predicted model, not a curated record. The transcript has a single exon. Gene Ontology annotation, cellular component: mitochondrion; cytoplasm. Bases 95 to 1474 code for a protein of 459 amino acids. Lineage: Eukaryota; Fungi; Ascomycota; Sordariomycetes; Hypocreales; Bionectriaceae. Gene Ontology annotation, molecular function: 2-dehydropantoate 2-reductase activity; NADP binding.